AAAUUGCUAAUUAUCUGCGUCGGCUUGCUCGGCGGUUCCGGCUCGGUGGCGGCAGUGUCAAGACUGGGGACAUGUCAUAAGUUCAGUGGUGCUGAUGUAGGAUGCUGCGCUAACAUCCUCCCUGACGGGUGCUGCUCUGGAUGCGCCCGGGUGAAC
Phytophthora sojae is the source of this 156-nucleotide messenger RNA. RefSeq lists its product as hypothetical. The annotation marks the transcript as partial. The transcript has a single exon. Lineage: Eukaryota; Oomycota; Peronosporomycetes; Peronosporales; Peronosporaceae. The record is from RefSeq and is a predicted model, not a curated record.